Messenger RNA from Telopea speciosissima, 873 nucleotides. RefSeq names its product pentatricopeptide repeat-containing protein At4g20740-like. The transcript has 4 exons. The coding region runs from base 1 to 873 and encodes 290 amino acids. Gene Ontology annotation, molecular function: protein binding. NCBI's taxonomy places the organism in Eukaryota, Viridiplantae, Streptophyta, Magnoliopsida, Proteales, Proteaceae. The record is from RefSeq and is a predicted model, not a curated record.
AUGGCGUUAUGGAUUUGUUCUAUUGGUUCAUGGUCUAGUUUUGACAACCUUGUAGAGUUCGCUUACUGCAGCUGGUUGCUACCUUUGUGUGGCCCAAGGUCUAAAGGCACGAAGAUCAUAGUAUUGGGUAUUCUCUUUGAUGCAAGGAGGGUUGGUUUGGCUUGUGACUUGCUGAAAGAUCGAAUGGAAUCUGGCUAUCGAGCUGAUCUGUCAAUAUACAAUUCUUUGAUAAAAGGUUUAUGUAAUGUGGACCAGGUAGACAAGGCUUAUAAGCUUCUUCAAAUCACAGUUCAGGAGGGUCUUAGUCAUGACUUUGUUACUAUAAAUCCCAUCUUGAUGAAGAAAUUGGGAUAUCCAGUUAUACAUGAUCUCUCCAAGUUCUUUUCAUUCUUGAUUGAAAAGGGGAACACAGAACUGACAGCUUUACAAGUGUUUACUUACUUGAAGGAAAAAGGAUAUUCCAGUGUUACAAUUUACAAUAUCCUUAUUGGGGCUCUUCACAGUAUACGGGACAUCAAAGAAGCACUAUCACUCUUUAAUGAGAUGAAAAAUUCAGAUGUUGGACCUGACUCAUCUACAUAUAGCAACAUAAUUCCAUGCUUCAUAGAAAUAGGAGAUCUCAAGGAGGCAUGGCUCCACAAAAUUGGAGAGAUCGAUGCAGCAAUUGUUUUAGUUCAUGACUGCUUAGCAAAUGUUAUGAGUGGGCCCAUGGAGUUCAAAUACACUCUUACCAUUCUCCAUGUUUGUAGGUCAGGUGAUGCUGAUAAGGUGAUUGAAGUACUGAAUGAAAUGAUGCCAUAUCAUACAUUGCCUAAAGAAUUGAACUUUAAAUUUGAACUUGCUCUGUGUUUACUUAUUAAUGUGAAAGAUUGA